UUUCAUGAAGAUGUGCAGGAUUAUCGAUGGAUUCCCGCAAGGGGAAAGCAAACUUACCAAGGUGUUUUCAGCUGCAAACUUGUAUUACAACUAUUCUGGUAAUAAAUCAUGCUUUGAUAUCGAAAAUGGAACUGAUCCUCAUGGUCUCCAUGGAUGGGAUUGGCAGGCAUGCACAGAGAUGGUCAUGCCGAUGACAUGCUCUAAUGAAAGCAUGUUCCCAUCAUCGAGCUAUGAUUAUAAUGAAUUCGGAGAUGAAUGCAUGGCAAAGUAUGGCGUUCGACCAAGACCCCAUUGGAUCACUACAGAAUAUGGUGGCAAUAGAAUUGAUGCAGUACUUAAGAGGUUUGGAAGCAACAUCAUUUUCUCUAAUGGAAUGAGAGAUCCUUGGAGCAGAGGAGGGGUACUCAGAAACAUAUCAUCUAGCAUCAUAGCCCUGGUAACCGAGAAAGGAGCUCAUCAUCUAGAUCUCCGAUUUGCCACAAAAGAUGAUCCAAAAUGGCUUUUAGAGCAAAGGAAACAAGAAAUUGACAUCAUCCAAUCUUGGAUAGAUCAGUAUCAUAUAGAUUUCAAGGAAUGAUCAAUGAUCAUAUAGAUUUCAAGGAAUAUUUAAUGAUUCAAGUGCCAUUGAAGCAUUAAGAUGCAAAUAUUUGAAUAGGACAGAAUACAUGAAAAUUUCUACUUUUUGUAAGUCCUAAAAAGAAUAUACAGGUGAUAUGAGAUUUCAACUGUAAUAAUUUUCCACAGAAACUGGUUACAUGAGAUAUUUCCAGCUUUGAGAUUGAACUGAUUACCAGCAGUCAAAUUUGAUAUAUCAUGCAGGCUACGUUUAAUCUUUCUUA
Messenger RNA from Phoenix dactylifera (date palm), 839 nucleotides. The record is from RefSeq and is a predicted model, not a curated record. Lineage: Eukaryota; Viridiplantae; Streptophyta; Magnoliopsida; Arecales; Arecaceae.